Messenger RNA from Mandrillus leucophaeus (drill), 3199 nucleotides. It is a transcript of the gene SELP, whose product is annotated as selectin P (granule membrane protein 140kDa, antigen CD62). NCBI's taxonomy places the organism in Eukaryota, Metazoa, Chordata, Mammalia, Primates, Cercopithecidae. The transcript is spliced from 17 exons. Gene Ontology annotation, biological process: leukocyte tethering or rolling; heterophilic cell-cell adhesion; response to cytokine. Bases 93 to 2585 code for a protein of 830 amino acids. The record is from RefSeq and is a predicted model, not a curated record. Gene Ontology annotation, molecular function: sialic acid binding; oligosaccharide binding. Gene Ontology annotation, cellular component: external side of plasma membrane; membrane.
UUUCUAAACAGCCUGACACUGAGGGGAGGCAGUGAGAUUAUAAGAAGUCCGGGUUGGGCGGAAGGCAGAAAACCAGCAGAGUCGCAGAGGAGAUGGCCAGCUGCCAAAAAGCAAUCUUGUAUCAGGGAUUCCGGAGAGUGGUCUUUGGAAUUGCCCGACUCCUUUGCUUCAGUGCCCUGAUCUCUGAACUAACAAACCAGAAAGAAGUGGCAGCGUGGACUUAUCAUUACAGCACAAAAGCAUACUCAUGGAAUACUUCCCGCAAAUACUGCCAGAAUCGCUACACAGACUUAGUGGCCAUCCAGAAUAAAAAGGAAAUUGAUUACCUCAAUGAGGUCCUACCCUACUACAGCACCUACUACUGGAUUGGGAUCCGAAAGAGCAAUAAGACAUGGACCUGGGUGGGAACCAAAAAGGCUCUCACUAAAGAGGCUGAGAACUGGGCUGAUAAUGAACCUAACAACAAAAGGAACAACGAGGACUGCGUGGAGAUCUACAUCAAGAGUCCGUCAGCCCCUGGCAAGUGGAAUGAUGAGCACUGCUUGAAGAAAAAGCACGCAUUGUGUUACACAGCCUCCUGCCAGGACAUGUCCUGCAGCAAACAAGGAGAGUGCCUCGAGACCAUCGGGAACUACACCUGCUCCUGUUACCCUGGAUUCUAUGGGCCAGAAUGUGAAUAUGUGACAGAGUGUGGAGAACUUGAGCUCCCUCAACAUGUGCUUAUGAACUGCAGCCACCCUCUGGGAAACUUCUCUUUUAACUCGCAGUGCAGCUUCCACUGUGCUGACGGGUACCAAGUAAAUGGGCCCAGCAAGCUGGAAUGUUUGGCUUCUGGAAUCUGGACACAUAAGCCUCCGCAGUGUUUAGCUGCCCAGUGCCCACCCCUGAAGAUUCCUGAAAGAGGAAACAUGACCUGCCUUCAUUCUGCAAAAGCAUUCCAGCAUCAGUCUAGCUGCGGCUUCAGUUGUGAAGAGGGAUUUGCAUUAGUUGGACCAGAAGUGGUGCAAUGCACAGCCUCGGGGGUAUGGACAGCCCCAGCCCCAGUGUGUAAAGCUGUGCAGUGUCAGCACCUGGAAGCCCCCAGCGAAGGAACCAUGGACUGUAUUCAUCCGCUCGCUGCUUUUGCAUAUGGCUCCAACUGUAAAUUUGAGUGCCAGCUCGGCUACAGAGUGAGGGGCUUGGACACGCUCCGUUGCAUUGGCUCUGGACACUGGUCUGCACCCUUGCCAACCUGUGAGGCUAUUUCGUGUGAGCCGCUGGAGAGUCCUGUCCACGGAAGCAUGGAUUGCUCUCCAUCCUUGAGAGCGUUUCAGUAUGAUACCAACUGUAGCUUCCGCUGUGCUGAAGGUUUCAUGCUGAGAGGAGCUGAUAUAGUUCGGUGUGAUAACUUGGGACAGUGGACAGCGCCAGCCCCAGUCUGUCAAGCUUUGCAGUGCCAGUAUCUCCCAGUUCCAAAUGAGGCUCAGGUGAACUGCUCCCACCCCUUUGGUGCCUUUAGGUACCAGUCAGUCUGCAGCUUCACCUGCAAUGAAGACUUACUCCUGGUGGGACCGAGCGUGCUACAGUGCUUGGCUACUGGAAACUGGAAUUCUGUUCCUCCAGAAUGCCAAGCCAUUCCCUGCACACCUUUGCUAAGCCCUCAGAAUGGAACAAUGACCUGUGUCCAACCUCUUGGAAGUUCCAGUUAUAAAUCCACCUGUCACUUCAUCUGUGAUGAGGGAUUUUCUUUGUCUGGACCAGAAAGAUUGGAUUGUACUCGAUCGGGGCGCUGGACAGACUCCCCACCAACGUGUGAAGCCAUCAAGUGCCCAGAACUCUUCGCCCCAGAGCAGGGCAGCCUGGAUUGUUCUGACACUCAUGGAGGAUUCAAUGUUGGCUCCACCUGCCAUUUCUCUUGUAACAAGGGCUUUAAGCUGGAGGGGCCCAAUAAUGUGAAAUGCACAACUUCUGGAAGAUGGUCAGCUACUCCACCAGCCUGCAAAGGCAUAGCAUCACUUCCUAGUCCAGGGGUGCAAUGCCCAGCCCUCACCACACCUGGGCAGGGAACCAUGCACUGUAGGCAUCAUCCGGGAACCUUUGGUUUUAAUACCACCUGUUACUUUGGCUGCAAUGCUGGAUUCACACUCAUAGGAGACAGCAUUCUCAGUUGCAGACCUUCAGGACAAUGGACAGCAGUAACUCCAACAUGCAGAGCUGUGAAAUGCCCAGAACUACAUGUUAAUAAGCCAAUAGUGAUGAACUGCUCCAACCUCUGGGGAAACUUCAGUUAUGGAUCAAUCUGCUCUUUCGAUUGUCUAGAGGGCCAGUUACUUAAUGGCUCAGCACAAACAGCAUGCCAGGAGAAUGGCCAUUGGUCAACUACUAUGCCAACCUGCCAAGCAGGACCACUGACUAUUCAGGAAGCCCUGACUUACUUUGGUGGAGCGGUGGCUUCUACAACAGGUCUGAUAAUGGGUGGGACGCUCCUGGCUUUGCUAAGAAAGCGUUUCAGACAAAAAGAUGAUGGGAAAUGCCCCUUGAAUCCUCACAGCCACCUAGGAACAUAUGGAGUUUUUACAAAUGCUGCAUUUGACCCAAGUUCUUAAGUUUUCCAUAAACAUCUGUGAAUCAAAGACAUGGAAUUACCUUAGAUUAGCUCUGGACCAGCCUGUUGGACCAGCUGUGGACCAACCCUGUUUCCUGAGUUUGGGAUUGUGGUACAAUCUCAAAUUCUCCACCUACCACCCCUUCCUGCCCCACCUCUUCUCUUCCUGUGAUACAAGCCACAGAAGCCAGGAGCAAAAGUUUCUGCAGUAGUCUCUGUGCUUUGACUCACCUGUCACUUGAACUACCAGUGAACCAAAGAGACUGGAGCAUCUGACUCACAAGAAGACCAGACUGUGGAGAAACAAAAAUACCUCUUUAUUUUUUGAUUGAAGGAAGGCUUUCUCUACUUUGUUGGAAAGCAGGUGGCAUCUCUAACUGGAAGCAAUUCCUGUAGCAUCUUCUGGAGUCUCCAGUGGUUGCUGUUGAUGAGGCCUCUUGGACCUCUGCUCUGAGGCUUCCAGAGAGUCCUCUGGAUGGCACCAGAGGCUGCAGAAGGCCAAGAAUCAAGCCAGGAGGAUACAUGUCACUGUGGACCUUCCUGCCACCAGUCACUGUCCCUCAAAGGACCCAAAGACCAAUAUUCAAAUGUAUAAUUAAAAGAAUUUUCCCCAAA